AUGGAUCAGGACGCUUUCCGCAAUCUUCUAUCGGCCCCAAGACCUGCAACAGCAGGUAGUUCAUCUCGUGGUGUUCUUGGAGCUCCAGCACCCAAGCGAGGAUGGGGAUUGAAGGUGAAAGAGGGGCAUGAAAAGAAGAAAGAUGAGAAAGCUACAAACCCAGAAUUCGCACCUAGGAAAUAUCAAAAGAAGGAAUCGAUAGUUGAGGAAUCACAAUACAAAGAUCGGGCAGAGUUACGUAGGCAAGGCAAAGAUGAUGAAUACAAAUCAGUUGAAAAACUAUUAGAAGAUUUUGAAGCACGAAAAGCGACAGCUACUAAACCUGAAGAAUUAGAAGAAUUAGAAAAACAACGAGCAUAUUUAGGAGGUGAUGCAGAACAUUCAGUUUUAGUCAAAGGAUUAGACUAUGCACUUUUGGCUGCGAGAAAGGCUGAACUGGCAAGGGAACAAGGUGAAGAGAUUGAUGAUGAAUUAGAUGCUUUAGGUAAAGGUCUAGGUGGUGGUGGUUAUGGUAAGAAGAAAGACUUAUUACCCAAAGUUGAGAGACAAGAAACAUUGGGGAAAGGAUUCAAAUCUAUCGCUCAGAAAAAGGCAGAAGCAGAAGCUGCAAAAGGAGAUAAAAAGAAGAAAAAGAAGAAGAAGAAGGUCAAGGCUGAACCGGAAGCCACGGCUGAAGCUGUUGCAGGCCCCUCCAUCGAAACCAAGCCUUCCACGACAGAAGUAUCAAUGGACAAACCUGAACUGUCUCAUGCGCUGUCUACUACAGUAAGGCCCGUAUCUGUAAAAGCACCAAUACCGCUGCCGGAAGAUGACGACGACGAUGAUAUUUUUGGAGAUGUAGGGGAAUAUGAUCUUGGUGUAGCAGGUGUUGAUUCCGAUUCAUCAGAAGAUGAAUCAAUGGAUGUAGAUGUCAAAAGAGAGAAACCUGUUGAAAGAGGGAGAUCAAGGACGAGAACCAGAUCACCUGUAUCCAGAAAAGGUGGAUAUGGACCUAGAUCACCUGGAUAUCGACAUGAUCGUCCUCUGUCAAAAUCAAGGUCUAGAUCUCGAUCGUAUGACAGAAGGAGAUCAAGAGAAUAUAGAGAUCAUUCUCCCGUGUACAGAAGGAGAUCGAGAUCACCUUCAUAUGAUCGAAGAAGAUCGCCUAGUCCACAUAGAGGAAGAUACAGGGAUCGAUCAUAUUCACGUUCACGAUCAAGGUCACCAUACUACUCUCGUCGUCGUCCACCUUCUCCACCUAGAAGGAGAUACCCCUCUCGUUCCCGUUCUCCUCCUAGAGGCCAGUAUAAUAGACUACCUAGAUCACCUCGACGGUACUCUCCUUCACCGUCACCUCGUCGUUCACGCUCCGCAUCCCCUGUCGUAGCUCGUAGAAGAUCACCAACUAGAUCACCUACACCCUUACUUAACGUACCAAUACGGUCACCAUCUCGGUCACCUUCUAUAUCAGAUGACGAAGGUGGGCAACGAGCCACAAAACUUGUACCACUUUCUUCUUCUGCUAUCCCAUCCUUGAGAUCCUUUUUGGAAGCGGAUGGAGAAGCUUCUAAAGCCGAAGAGAAAAGGUUGAAAAAAGCAAAAUGGAGAGCUCAACAGGGUUUAUCAGCUCAAGACGGUGCUUCAGACCUGUUGAAUUCCGAUAAAAAAGAUGCAGGAGAAAAACAAAAAGCGAAUAGGGAAUAUCAGUUGUUGAUGAAUAGAAUGAAUAAGAAAGAAGGUGGUGGCGAUGGCGGUGGUGAAUGA
Kwoniella shivajii is the source of this 1743-nucleotide messenger RNA. RefSeq lists its product as uncharacterized. NCBI's taxonomy places the organism in Eukaryota, Fungi, Basidiomycota, Tremellomycetes, Tremellales, Cryptococcaceae. Gene Ontology annotation, cellular component: nucleus. Bases 1 to 1743 code for a protein of 580 amino acids. The transcript has 4 exons. Gene Ontology annotation, biological process: mRNA splicing, via spliceosome. The record is from RefSeq and is a predicted model, not a curated record.